UCCUAGAUAACACGUCUACCACGCACAUAUUGUAGUUGACACAGAUCUGGCCCGGUUUUAGUUUUUCAGACAUAGUUCAACAUGAGCGAAAAAGGAGCUAACCCCAUCGACACGGAACCCAUCACUUUAACAAGGUUCAUUUUAGCUGAGCAGAAAAAGCACCCGUCAGCCACCGGUGACUUUUCUCAAUUGAUCAAUUUCAUACAGACGGCAGUGAAAGCGGUGUCCUCGGCUGUCAGGAAAGCUGGCAUUCAUAAAAUAUUUGGUAUGUCCGGUACAGAGAAUGUGUCUGGAGAUGACCAAAAAAAGUUAGAUGUUUUGGCCAAUGACCUGUUUAUUAACAUGCUUAAGUCUUCCUAUCUAACUUGUCUUCUGGUGUCGGAGGAAAACGAUCAUGCAAUUGUCGUGGAACCAGAGAAAAAGGGCAAAUAUAUAGUGACUUUUGACCCCUUGGAUGGAUCCUCAAACAUAGACUGUCUAGUAUCAAUCGGGUCUAUUUUUGCUAUUUACAGAAAGAAAGAUGAUGGACCUGCCACUGAGAAGGAUUGCUUGCAGAGUGGGAGGGAGUUGGUGGGGGCAGGAUAUGCCUUAUAUGGUAGUGCCACAAUGAUUGUUCUGUCCAUUGGAAAUGGGGUCAAUGGUUUCAUGCUUGAUCCAUCUAUUGGAGAAUUUAUCCUGACUGAGCCCGACAUAAAAAUCAAACCCCGAGGAAAGAUCUACUCUAUCAAUGAAGGUUAUGAACAAUUCUGGGACAAAGCUACUGCUGAAUAUGUACAGAGCAAAAAGAGACCAAAGACAGGGAAACCAUAUGGAGCAAGGUACAUUGGAUCAAUGGUAGCAGAUGUUCACAGAACCCUUGUCUAUGGGGGAAUAUUUAUGUAUCCUGCAACUUCAGAAGCACCCAAGGGAAAGCUAAGAAUGUUGUACGAGAGUAUCCCCAUGGCAUUCAUUGUGGAACAAGCUGGAGGGCUUGCUGUCACAGGAACACAGAACAUUUUGGAUAUUGUUCCACAGACAAUUCAUGAACGAUGUCCUGUGUUCAUGGGCUCCAAGGACGAUGUACAGGAUGUCAUUGACCUAUACAAGAAACAUGGUCUAUAGACAGAGGGGAUGUUCUUUGGCUGUGUCUAAGACAAUUUGUUCUGACAGCAAAACAUUAUUGGUGAUAUAUUUUCAUAAAUGCAUUUUACAAAUAUGGUCUCAUAAGCAUAAUGUCAUAUAUUGUUUGCAUUGAAUCAUCUGCUUUGUAGUGAAGUUGUAGUCAUAUACUGAAGGUUUAUACAGAUAGUAUAGCAUAUGUAUAUACAGUGCAAUUGUAAUUUUAUUAUCUACUGCAAAACUUGUUAUAAAACAGGUAUAUGGAAUCUAGCUUCUUUUGAAGCUUUAUUUUCACUUGAAGUACAUGAAUAAUGUGGGAUUGUUACCUAAUCAUUCAUAUUCAUACAUGCAUGUAUGUACACUGUAUUCAAAUGGAUGAAAGGAAUUGAGAAUUUUUUGUUUUCUUAAGGUAAUCAUAUUUUGUGUUACCAGGAUUUUGUUUAUACUUUUAUUUGGAGCUCAUUUUCUACCCUUUAUUGUAAAGUGACUCUAUUCAUUAUUUUUGACAGAAUUCCUUAAUAUGAUUGUGCCAUUUAAAAAAAAUUGUAGGAUAUGAAAAUGUUAAAAUAUUGUAGC
Molecule: messenger RNA, 1674 nt
Organism: Saccostrea echinata
Lineage: Eukaryota; Metazoa; Mollusca; Bivalvia; Ostreida; Ostreidae
Product: fructose-1,6-bisphosphatase 1-like
Exons: 7
Coding region: 82-1101 (339 amino acids)
Biological process (GO): fructose metabolic process; gluconeogenesis; sucrose biosynthetic process
Cellular component (GO): cytosol; cytoplasm
Molecular function (GO): fructose 1,6-bisphosphate 1-phosphatase activity
Source: RefSeq, a predicted model, not a curated record